Messenger RNA from Lecanosticta acicola, 1125 nucleotides. Lineage: Eukaryota; Fungi; Ascomycota; Dothideomycetes; Mycosphaerellales; Mycosphaerellaceae. The record is from the annotation of a GenBank genome assembly.
AUGCGCCCCAGAUCCGCGCUGGCUCUACUACUCAGCUUGGGGACAGCAGCAAACAAGAUCCCCUCCGGCGUCACGGAUGGUCCCCCGCCGCUACAGGCGACCAAAACGCCCGUUGCGGCCGUGAAUACCGGACCGGCGAGCACAUGUACUGGGAACGAAUGCGUCUUGGUCUCCACCGUCUUCCCCACAAUCACGAAAAUCAUAGACACAGAGCCGUCUUCCGCAGCACGCGGAAUGGUUAUUUCUUCGUGUGGACAGACGGUGGGCGUCAAGGGCGCUUGUCCGGUGGGAUGUGUCAGGUCGGGACAGGCGGGUUUGGUGGGUGUGGGUUCGUUUUUCUGCGUGGCGUCUACGAUUGCUACGGUUGUUGAGAGUACGACUGGUGGUGCUGCUGUUGCGAGUUCGCGUUCGACUUCGACUUUGACUUCGGAAAGCUCUAUUACCGACACUGUCACAGGGGCACGGAGUACAUAUACCACUAGUACGGAGGUCCAGUUGAUUACAAGGCCGUCUAUCACGGAUGGUCACACUCCUGUCGUAACUCUGACUACCGUCCCAAGCCCAAGCACCACAGACUUGGCCCCAUCUUCAAUUGGAUCCCCAGAGGCCCCAGGACACACCUCAAACAAGAACAUCGGCAAACCAGCUCUCAUCGCCCUCGGAGUCAUUCUUGCUGUGAUCCUCAUUGCGGCCGCCAGCUUCUUCCUGUGGAAGAGACACCUCCACCAGAAAAAGCAAGCCACCCUUCCCGCAACAAACCCCAACGGAGGAGCAGGUCCCUUCAUCCCCUUGAAAGACCUCUCGCACAGCUCCAUCUCCCCUCCGGCGUCGUCGACUCCCUCUCUCCCGCGUGUGAUCGGCGACAGCAGCCAACCCUAUCCCGACGCCAUCCAGAACCAUCGGACCCAACAGUAUCUAGCCGCGCUGGGUUUCACCACGCACGCGGAAGAUAGCAACGGGAUGAUCCCGUUUGCGAACUCCAGCGAUGGCCGGACCCACACGCCUGUCCAACCGACGGGAAUUCGCACCGGGAAGCCGGGAAGAGGCGCGUGGCUGAGGGCGUCUGGGACUCAGGGCAUUCCGGAGGAGGUCGAGGCGAGGGCGUGGCAGAGGGGAGCCGGUUAG